Molecule: messenger RNA, 1742 nt
Organism: Pocillopora damicornis (cauliflower coral)
Lineage: Eukaryota; Metazoa; Cnidaria; Anthozoa; Scleractinia; Pocilloporidae
Biological process (GO): detection of chemical stimulus involved in sensory perception of taste; sensory perception of taste
Cellular component (GO): membrane
Molecular function (GO): taste receptor activity
Source: RefSeq, a predicted model, not a curated record
AUGCUGCAUGUAAAUAACUCUCACCUUCAAGAUGUACCUUCCGAACAAUCACAAGAAAACGAAACUGCAUUGAGCGAGUCUAGAAAUGCGUCCGGAGAUCACCAUCCUCGCCGUAAAGAAAUAGCUUCAAGGCUUCGACCCAUUAUAUAUUUGAUGAAAUUAACCGGAGAGUGCUCUCAGGAUGUUUUGGUGCUAAACGAGGUACCUGCAACUAGUUCGCGCCUCUUUUCUCGUCUGUACCGCGGAAUUGUAACUCUUGGUCAGUGGGGUGUCGUGGUGCAGUGCGUUACAACUGUUUUCUUUGAAGGUUUUGCAGAUUUGAAGAGAUUUUAUUUUGUGUUGAUCUUCUCCAUCUGGGCUCUACAAUGUGCAGUAGUUGCAACAAUAUGUCUAUACGUUUUCCCAAACAGGCAAGCAGAGUCAUCCCGUUUUUCGCAAUUCUUAAGCAGCUUGUGCAGUGCAGAAAGUAAUGAAAGAAGGUCAAAGAAAUGUAAGGUGAACUUGAUAUUGGCUUCCGUCACUUUCUUUGCUAUUUUCAACACCCUCUUCGUUAUUUCUUUAGACCUCAUGUAUGGCUCGAUAAUCUCUUUUCGUCCUUGGAACGGAUUUCUGGUUUAUCGCUUGAACUUCUUUGCGUUUAUCUUCUGCAGUUGCUUUUCAUGGGCACUGCCAUUUUCGUUGUUUUACGUAUCUUGCGAUCUGCUGCUUGGAAUUUUUGAGGAUUUGGAGACCAAAGUAAAAGCAGGCGAUCCUGAUGCCUCCGAUAUCAGAUGGAUUCGGCAGGAACAUCGAAAACUUUGUGUGCGGGUUGAUCUCGCAAAUAAAGUUUUUUCUCAUCUUCUUUUGGCGGCAGUGGGCUUAGAUGUUCCUUUGAUGUGUUUCAACUAUCACCAGCUGGUGAAAUCGAACGCAUCUACGAGUUCAGACUUUACGUAUCUUGUCUCACUUUUGUACUGGUCUGUUUGUGUGGUUGUUAAGUUAGCUUUUAUCCUUUUGGCGGGAGUUAGAGUCAACGAAAAGAUUCACAGCUUUUAUGACAUCUUACAAAGUUUCACUGUUCCUGACAACAAGGGUCACUUAGAGCUUUUACAUUUCAUGAUGCAUCUUCGGGGAGAGCCCAUUGGAUUGUCCAUUGGUGGAUUUGUGGUGAUCGACAAGUCCCUGGUUAUCUCGCUCGUAGGAAUAAUCAUCUCCUACUUCGCUGUAUUGAUAACAUUGCCAAGUUGAAGAAGAGGAAGGACAUGACCAGACAUGAAGCGGAUGCAUUUUCUGCUCUUACUGUUUCUUUUGCUUUAGUUUUCAUAUCAUUCAUGGAAUUCUAAAGAGUUUUGAGUCAACACUUAUGAAUUAUCAAAGGAACAUUUAAUCAAGCUAUACCAGUGAUGUCUUUACCAGUAGUUCCCAUACCUUGAAGUAAUUAAAGAGCCUAGUCGUAUAUAUACCCUUGCUGCAUAGCUCAAGUUAUUUAUUGGUGAAAACUUCCUUGUAAUAGUUAAAUGACUUAUGUCGGAAACUUUGUUGAUUCUGCUGUAAGCAGAUGAUGGAGAUGUAUGCUAUCGCUCUAAUCUAUCACCCUUUAAGGAGAAUAACAGUUUUGGUGUAUGCAAAUGUACGCUUGUUCCGUAUAUAAUUCAAUUUUUUUAACCUCCAACAAUGGAAUCCCUAGUAAACCUUAAUUAUUAUGUCACAGAUAGAUCCUCAAAUGCCAACUGUAAAUAAAGAAACUGUAGAUAGCUUUUUCU